This is a messenger RNA of Amyelois transitella, 585 nucleotides long. RefSeq names its product cuticle protein 16.5-like. The record is from RefSeq and is a predicted model, not a curated record. The transcript has a single exon. Lineage: Eukaryota; Metazoa; Arthropoda; Insecta; Lepidoptera; Pyralidae. The coding region runs from base 1 to 585 and encodes 194 amino acids.
AUGUACAAGUUGGUGGUGUUGUUCUCCGUAGCGGCUUUGGCGGCAGCCAAGCCGGGUCUGGUGGCGCCAUUGGCGUACUCCGCGGCCGUGCCCGCCGUUAGCUCAGUAUCGCAGUACAGCUCCAGUGUUCUUCAUGGAAGCCCAGUGGUGUCUGCAGCCGUGCCCGCCGUGUACAGUGCACCUGCUGUUUAUGGUGCCUCAGUGGUAGCUCCUGUCCCUGCAGUAGCCUUAUCUCAAGCUCCUCACUCUCCCGCUGUCGUGUUGGACGCUGUUCACGGAGUGCCCUUGGAUACUCCUGAAGUCGUCGCUGCACGCGCCGCUCACUAUCAAGCUAAGGCUCUGACUGGUCUUCAUCAUCUUAAGAAGCGCUCCCUGGCUCCUGUUGCGUACAGCUCAGUGGUUUCUCCCGUCGCCCCUGUAGUGUCCGCCUAUUCCGCCCCCUUAGUACAUGGUCCUGUAGUAUCUGCAUACUCUUCCCCUAUCGUAUCAGCCCCCGUCGUCUCCGCUUACUCAGCUCCCGUCGUGGGCGCUCCACUUGCCUACUCCGCUGUUGUCCCCAAAGCCCUCAGCGUCCACCCCUGGUAA